UUCACUCCGGUCGUUGACUGUGUAAAACACUCAAUUUUUAAGUUAUAACUUCAAUCCAUAAUAUUGUUAAAUAUCAAUAGUACAAAAAAAAAAAAUCCAAUUGGGGUUUUGUUAGAUCAAUUUAUAUUUUAUUAAUUAUGUCAUACCAAUACGGUUUCUAGAUCCUGCGCUAAACGGCAUGGAUCCAUUUAGGUGUCGAUCGAUACACUGUUCUGGUAAAAAUCGAUCUGGAUUAAAUAUUUCUGGGUUUGGAUACAUUGACUCGGCACGAUGCAUUAAAUGAAUUGGAAUGACUACAGGGACAUUCUGCAGAUACAAAAAACCAAAGUCAAAGUCAAACGUCCUGGCUACCAGGUUAUUUUUAUUUCUCAACAACUAACAUUGUGAGCAGUGCAACAGUGUGUGAUUCCAUACCAGCGUUAACAGUUCUCUGAUCAUCCAUAGUCAUCUCGCAAUGAACUGGCUGAGCAUAUUCUCCGGGUUUUUGGCUUCAGGUUCUUCCACAAUAAUAUGGACAUUGAUUAUCAUAUUGCUGACUUCCGGACUGUACAUAAUGUAUCAGGACAAACGGGCGAUCGAACGUCGGAAACAAAUAUCUCUACUACCGAGUAUAACAAAAACCCACUGGGAAGUACUCAAGCACACAUGGCACGCCGCUGGCUUGAGUCCUAAAGCUAUGAUACCAUAUUUCACCAGCGUUCUUAAAACAGUCGGACCACUGGUGCAUUUCAGUGCUAUAAUACGUGACUACAUCAUUAUAUGCGACCCAGAUGACAUAAAGAUAUUAUUGUCUAGUACUCAACAUAUUACAAAAGGACCGGAUUACAGGAUGCUCGAGCCCUGGUUGAACAAAGGGCUUCUGACCAGCACUGAUGAGAAAUGGCAAACGCGAAGAAAGCUACUGACUAAUACAUUCCACUUCAAAAUUUUAGAAACAUAUAUACCAGCUUUCAACAAGCAUGCAAACGGUUUAGUGCAAAACCUAGCCAGGGCAUCAAAGAACGACCAACUUGUCACGAACUUAGACUCUCACGUGACUCUAUGUGCAUUAGAUAUUGUAUGCGAACAUGGCUUUUUUUCACGGUUAGGUUCUUGUCGAGAGUCGUAUAAACCUUUCUUGAUUGAUGUUAUAGAAACAAUACUGGGCGUGAGCUUAAGAUCUCAAGAAGGACAAUCCAUCGAUUAUGUUAAGGCAAUAACAACCGUUGGUCAUAUACUUAUGAAAAGAAUAUUCACAAUUUGGCUUUGGAGCGACACGAUUUUCAACGUCAGUACUAGCGGUAGAGAUUUUUAUAAAUCGUUAAAAGUACUACACACCUUUAGUAAAAAUGUUAUUCAAGAAAGAAAACAAAAACUCAUUUAUUCCGAAAACCUAAUUCCCGAGUCUAAGGAAAGAAAAAAAGUGUAUUCAUUCCUCGACCUAUUAAUCGGCAUUUCCAAAGAACAUCCAAACUUAAUGACAGAUGCUGACGUUCAGGAAGAAGUAGAUACUUUUCUAUUUGAAGGACACGAUACAUCUUCAAUAGCCAUGACAAUGGCAUUGAUUCACAUCGGCAUGAAUCAAAACAUCCAGGACGACAUCCGAGAAGAGCUUCAGGGAAUAUUUGGUGACAGUGAUCGAGAUGCUACAAUGGAAGACCUUAAAUCCAUGUCGAUUUUAGAAAGAGUAAUAAGAGAAACCAUGAGACUUUACCCCAGUGUUCCUGGUGUUACGAGAAAACUGAAUCAACCAUUACGGCUUAAAAACCACAUUAUACCUGCAGAAUGUAUUAUAGCCAUCCCAUUUUGUAUUUUGCAUCUUGACGAAUCAAUAUAUCCAAACCCAGAAGUAUUUAAUCCCGAUCGAUUUUUACCAGAGCAGUGUAACGAUCGACACCCAUAUGGAUACCUGCCGUUUAGCGCAGGACCAAGAAACUGUAUUGGUCAGAAAUUUGCAAUGUAUCAAAUGAAGACUGUAAUAUCAACGGUUGUUAGAUACAAGCAUUUGGAAACAAUAGGAACACAAAAAGAUAUUGUUGUUUUACCACUGUUGGUAUUAAAAGCUGACGCUUUGCCCAGUUUAAAAAUAACACCUCUUUUCGAAAAUCAAAGAUCAAAUCACUUGUUCCAUACCAUCGUUAACAGUUCUUUGAUUCAUAGUUUUCUCGCAAUGAACUGGCUGAGCAUAUUCUCUGGAGCUUUGGCUUCAGUUUCGAACAUUUCUAUAAUAAUAUGGUUAUUGCUUAUCAUAUUACUAACUUGCAGACUCUACAAAAUAUAUUAUAACGAACGUGCGAUCGAACGUAGAAAACAAAUAUCGCUACUACCGAGUUCAACAAAAACCUACUUGGAAACUAUUAAUUUUAUAUGGCAAUUAGCUAGUAUGAGCCCUCAAGAUAUAAUACCCUAUUUCACCAGCGUUCUUAAAAGUGUUGGACCAUUAGUGUAUUUCAAUACUAUAAUACGUGACUACGUAUUUAUCAGCGAUCCCGAUGACAUAAAGAUAUUAUUGUCCAGUACUCAACAUAUUACCAAAGGACCGGAAUACAGGGUGCUCGAACCUUGGUUGAACAAAGGGCUUCUGACCAGCACUAAUGAGAAAUGGCAAACGCGAAGAAAGCUACUGACCAAUACGUUUCAUUUCAAAAUUUUAGAAACAUAUAUACCAGCUUUCAACAAGCAUGCAAAAGGUUUAGUGCAAAACUUAGCCAAUGCAUCAAAGAAUGACCUAAUUGUCUCGAACUUAGACUCUCACGUGACUCUAUGUGCAUUAGAUAUUGUAUGCGAAACGAUACUGGGUGUGAGCUUGAGAUCUCAAGAAGGACAAUCCAUCGAUUAUGUUAACGCAAUAAAAACUGUGAGUCAUAUACUUAUGAAAAGAAUGUUUACCAUUUGGCUUUUGAAUAACACGAUUUUCAAAAUCAGUACUUUGGGUAGAAAAUUUUUUAAAUCGUUAAAAGUACUACAUGCAUUUAGUAAAUAUGUUAUUCAACAAAGAAAACAAAAACUUAAUUUUUCCGAAAACCCGAUAACCGGAACUAAAGGAGACAGCAAAAAAGUACAAUCAUUCCUUGACCUAUUAAUCGGAAUUUCCAAAGAACAUCCAAACUCAAUGACAGAUGCUGACAUUCAGGAAGAAGUAGAUACUUUUCUAUUUGAAGGACACGAUACCUCUUCAAUAGCUAUGACAAUGGCAUUGAUUCACAUCGGCAUGAAUCAAAAAAUCCAGGAGGACAUCCGAAAAGAGCUUCAGGGAAUAUUUGGUGACAGUGAUCGAGAUGCUACAAUGGAAGACCUUAAAUCCAUGUCCAUAUUAGAAAGAGUAAUAAGAGAAACCAUGAGACUUUACCCCAGUGUUCCUGGUGUUACGAGAACACUGAACCAACCAUUACAGCUUAAAAACCACACAAUACCUGCACAUAGUAUUAUAGGCUUUUCGAUGUAUAUACUACAUCGUGACGAGUCAAUGUAUCCAAACCCAGAAGUAUUUGAUGCCGAUAGAUUUUUACCAGAGCAGUGUAACGAUCGACACCCAUAUGGAUACCUACCAUUUAGCGCAGGACCGAGAAACUGUAUUGGUCAAAAAUUUGCAAUGUAUCUAAUGAAGACGGUACUAUCAACGGUUGUUAGACACAUGAAAUUGGAAACACUGGGAACACAAAAAGAUAUUGUUGUUUCUACACAGUUGGUAUUAAAAGCUGAUUCGUUGCCCAGUUUAAAAUUAACACCACUUUUCGAAAAUCAUAAGAAAGAAGUACCUGGGUCGCUGUAGUGGAGUUAUUCUUAUAUAUACUUUUAUGUAUAAGCAGUUGUGGUUAAGGGAUAUUUAUGUAUUUUUU
Molecule: messenger RNA, 3818 nt
Organism: Adelges cooleyi (spruce gall adelgid)
Lineage: Eukaryota; Metazoa; Arthropoda; Insecta; Hemiptera; Adelgidae
Exons: 23
Coding region: 455-3751 (1098 amino acids)
Molecular function (GO): heme binding; monooxygenase activity; oxidoreductase activity, acting on paired donors, with incorporation or reduction of molecular oxygen
Source: RefSeq, a predicted model, not a curated record